AUGAAGGCAGACAUGAUGAGCUGGAUGAUCAUAUGCUUGGCCAUAUGUGCACCAUUUUUCUCAACAGGAGCUGAAGCAGCCACGAUCCUCAAAAGAUGUAAUAGUAACGAUGACUGCAAGGCGUUUCCAUGUACCUCAGACUUUGUUCUCUGCGUUAACCACUUAUGCACAUGCCAAGUCGUAAAGGAUUCUGGCUCUGCCGUGCAAAACCAAAACGGCCAAUGUUCCAGUAGGAAUGACUGUGCAGGAAUUGGGUGUCCUUGGGGAACUAUCGAAUGUGUUGAUGGGAAAUGCAAAUGCGUAAACUAG
Molecule: messenger RNA, 309 nt
Organism: Prunus armeniaca (apricot)
Lineage: Eukaryota; Viridiplantae; Streptophyta; Magnoliopsida; Rosales; Rosaceae
Source: the annotation of a GenBank genome assembly